Molecule: messenger RNA, 1386 nt
Organism: Amoebophrya sp. A120
Lineage: Eukaryota; Dinophyceae; Syndiniales; Amoebophryaceae
Source: the annotation of a GenBank genome assembly
CGUCGACACAGAAGACGCGCAGCCCGCUGGUAAACUAAAAGCGACCUCUUCAAGCACAGUGAUGAAACGAAAAAUGACCUACAGCAACUCGAAAGCCGCGAGCAAAGCCGUGGCGGAACAAGAGCGCAGUGAGAAGCAGAUGUCUAUCGCCGAACAGAAACGCCAGAAACAGGAUGCUGACAUGAAGCAAGCGAAAUCGAAAUCGAAAUCCUCCGUCAAGAGAGUCCUUGAGGCAGAGGCAUCUGCUGCCGGAACAAAAACUGCAAAGUCUGACGCUAGCUCCACCGUGGCGAAAAAGCGGACCGGUUCGGUAGCAGAACCAAGAGGCUCUAGUAUCCCUUCUGCCGCGGAUGGAGCGAGCGGAAUGGUGAGGAAGCAAUCGGCGAAGAAGAGUAGUAAAAAGCAGGCGAAUAAUGAGCAUGAACUUCUGCUGCAAGAAGAAGUAGAGCAACAACCGGAGAUAUUACACUCGAAGUCAAGCUCUUCCAAAACCCCAGCGAUGAAACGAGCACCCAGUAGAAUGAGUCAGGGGGGUAUUAUCACGAGCUCCUGCAGCAACGCGAGACCGGGAACGGUGAAAAAGAAAGACGACAACCGCAUGGAGGCUUUGACCUCUAAGUUGAAUUCUAAAGCGGCGAGAAAAUCGCAACUGCAGUCGGACUUGGAGGACUUUCUGGAGAAGGAGUUGCAGCAAUUGUCAGUUGGUUCUGGAGAAGGAGCUGCAGCUGGAUCUUCUUCUUCCAAGUUUUCGAAGGACCUAGGUGCAGUGAAUAAAAAGCAGUCUUCUUCUAAAGCCAGUGCUGGCGUUGCGGUCUAUCAACUGGAAAUUGGUGUCUGGGUCUGGAGUGGACUUAUCAUGCUGAUCGGUGGAUGACGAUCUGUGUCUAUCACAUUUACAACAGACGGAGGCACGCAUGACAAAGGUAUCGCCUGCUAAAUCUUCUGUAAAAAAAACCCGCGUGACAAAUUGCAUGAUUGUAGACGAAGAGAAGAGGCUGUAGUGCAGUUGGCAUGACAGGUUUCUCUUCCCUGUCAGCCAAGUAUGAGAAGCUUGAAUCUUUCCAGACUGAGACACAUUUGCAGUCCAUAUCUAAGUUGCCGUGGGCAAGACCAAGAGCGGGAGCUCAUCUGUUGCAGUUGCGGGUACCAGGUCGGGACGUAGAACAUCAGCCGCAGCAGACCAAAAACAGGAGGAGCUACAGAAGGUCCCGGCGCCGGAUGUACAGACCAUGAGACUACCGGCCGCAAGUGCGAACUCCACGAAUUGCAACCGGAGCCGAAGCGUUGUCGUUGCUGGUGGCCCGCGUGCAACAAUUGUGGCGGACCCCUCUCAGGCACGGGCCAGCAGCGCGCUGGCUCGCCCGUCUUCUGCCUCCAAGCGUCGAG